AUGGCUAAUUAUGUUCUUAUCGUUUCCAUCAUAGUACUACUAGCACUGUCUCUAAUUUUUGUGUCGGUCAAUAAUGCAGAUGCAAAAGAAGUGUACCCUGUGGUUACUUUCUCUGCUUGUGAACGUGUAUUUGAAUACUUUACAAAUUGCUUAGGAUUUUUGGUGAGGGAUUCAAAUGCAAUUUAUGGUUAUGAUAAACCCUUGCGAAGAUGCUGCCAACAUGUAGAGAAACUAAACAUAUUAGCCAAACAUAGUAUUGGUCCGAGGUUCAUUUGUCGGUGCAUUCAAGUCAUGGUGAAGGGGACAUCACCAGCAUUGGACCCUUCUAGAAUACAACAUCUGCCUUUUAUGUGUAACACCACACUGAGCUUUCCUAUCUCUGAGAGCAUGGAUUGCUUCAAGUAA
Lathyrus sativus (Indian pea) is the source of this 405-nucleotide messenger RNA. The record is from the annotation of a GenBank genome assembly. Lineage: Eukaryota; Viridiplantae; Streptophyta; Magnoliopsida; Fabales; Fabaceae.